This is a messenger RNA of Dentiscutata heterogama, 246 nucleotides long. NCBI's taxonomy places the organism in Eukaryota, Fungi, Glomeromycota, Glomeromycetes, Diversisporales, Gigasporaceae. The record is from the annotation of a GenBank genome assembly.
AUGACUCUUUUAGUAGCCUAUUUGUGUAUAAAAAAGAAAUUAAAAGCUUACAUAAAAAAAAAAGAAAUAAAUCCUAAUAAACAGAAAGAAGUUAAUAGAAAUAACAGCAACCUCAGACCCCAAGUUAGAACUAAAAAAUCCUUAAGAGAUAUUAGUAAUGAAUAUACAACUAAAAAACUAGACAUGUUAGAAGGCAGACCAACAGUUUCUUCUAAUAUAGAAGAAAAUCUUUCAAAUUUCUCCUAA